Pygocentrus nattereri (red-bellied piranha) is the source of this 1257-nucleotide messenger RNA. RefSeq names its product prothymosin alpha a (gene ptmaa). Gene Ontology annotation, molecular function: histone binding. Bases 123 to 443 code for a protein of 106 amino acids. Gene Ontology annotation, cellular component: nucleus. The transcript is spliced from 5 exons. The record is from RefSeq and is a predicted model, not a curated record. NCBI's taxonomy places the organism in Eukaryota, Metazoa, Chordata, Actinopteri, Characiformes, Serrasalmidae. Gene Ontology annotation, biological process: positive regulation of transcription by RNA polymerase II; negative regulation of apoptotic process.
CACAGGCACUAACUCACCCUUUAUCUUCAUUAUAGGAGCUUUUUGGAUUCUUCCCCCUCCUCUCUCUUUACAUUUAUUUUUUUUCCGUCUGACCGCAUCCCAUUUUCACAUUUUAGGCAGAAAUGGCUGACACAAAAGUCGACACCAGCUCGGAAAUCUCCGCCAAGGACCUUAAAGAAAAGAAAUUGGUUGAAGAGGAAGCAGAAAAUGGAAAGGAUGCUCCAGCCAAUGGAAAUGCAGAUAAUGAGGAAAAUGGAGAUCCGGAAAAUGAAGUAGAAGAGGAAGAGGAUGAUGUUGGCGAGGAAGAGGACGAGGAGGAUGAUGGAGAGGGUGAUGAUGAUGAUGAAGAUGAUGAGGCCGAGGGCGGUACAGGGAAAAGGGCAGCUGAAGAUGAUGACGAUGAAGAUGACGUUGAAACUAAGAAGCAGAAGACGGAUGAUUAAGAGGGAAUCCUGCUGAACAUCCUUUCAACCCUCCUUUCCUUAACUCGUCCACUGGGGGAAGACAAAAAUGUGGUCAUCAUCAAGUAGAGUUCAGCAUCUGUGUACACACACCUAACUGCAAAUUUUGUAGAAACAACCAAGACUUCAAAGCUCUACCUUCUUACAAAAUACUUUAAAAGGAGAAUUUGUUUGUAUUUUUAUUUACAUUUUAUAUUUUUGUACAUAUUGUUAGGAGGUCAGCCAUUUUUGACAGUGAUCUCUGGUUACCAAACGGUGCUUUGAAGUUGAAGCCUCUCUACGAAAUAGAUUUUACUUGUGGUUUGACCAUGUCAUGUUAUCUCAACUGAAAUUGUAAAGAAUCAAAAGCAGUUUAAUUCAAAGCAUUCCAGUACUUUGUGUAUGUACAUCAGUUGUACCAUACGUAGUUGGUUUGUAUGAGAUGGCAAGGCCGAAGAAAAGAAUUUUCUUUUCUUACUUGUCUAUUAAAUUGCUAUCUAUUGUGGCCUGUUUGAUGUAUGUGUGAAAUUGUUGUGCAACAAUAAACCGAAAUUUUAUUUUGUGAGUUCCUAAAUUUUUUUUUUUUUUUUUUUUUUUUUUUUUUUUUUUACUCUUUUGCUUUCACUUUUUAAAUGAGCUUUUAUUGUCGGAGGUGUAGAGACUAUAAUCAUGAACAAGCAUCAUUUUCAGAUAUGCAGUUCACAUAUUUCCGAAAUAUGUCAGAGGGAAAAAUGUACAUCAAUGUAAAUUAUUCAUGCCUUAAGACCUCAAGAUCCGGUAUAAAUUAUAUUGCAUUAAAUAAAUCUGACUGUGUGAA